GGUUUGACACUGUGUGCCUCAUGCAGUGCGACACAUCUCCUUCACAAAGACUUGAUCAGGUUUCUGAUUGUGACUUGAAGCACCGCUUCAGUGGCUUUGGGAAGUUGCUGGAUCAACAGAUGUGCGACGGGGAAGGAGGUAUGGGAGUAAAUUUUCUUCAAAGUGAAGAGAAAAAGACGAGAUUAUGGCGGGAGUUUGGAAGAAGCUGCUUUUCUUUGGGACGGUUUUUACUAUUGCAGGAGUCACACACCAGACAGGCCUCACAUACUUCAUCAUCCAAGAGUACAUCCCUCUCACUGACGUAAAUAUGAGCUGGGUGGAAGCGCAGAGCUUCUGCAGAGAGAUGUACAGCGACCUGGCCACCAUAUCUAACGACAAGGACAUCAGCACAAUCAACACCAUGAACGCUGACGUGUCCUUCUGGAUCGGCCUGUACGAUGAUGUCAACGGCUGGAAGUGGUCUCAGAUGGAUCAACAUCUGGAGAUGCAGGACUACAGGCAGUGGCAGGAAGAUCAGCCGGACAAUGACGGAGCCGUCGAGCACUGCGUCUCCAUGAUGGAAGACGGUUUUUGGAGGGACAACAGCUGCUUCCACGUGAAGCUGCCUUUCAUUUGUUUCAGAGAUGAUGAGGAAGAUCAAUACGUCCUGGUGACCGAGAAGAAGAGUUGGACUGAGGCUCAGUCGUACUGCAGGCUGCAGCACACGGAUCUGGUCAGUGUGAGGAGUCAGACUGAGAACCAGCAGGUAAGGAGCAGGCUGCAGGAGAAAGCGACCGUGCAGGAGGCCUGGAUCGGCCUGCACAGAGACGCCUGGAAAUGGUCGGACGGCAGCCCAUCCCCUUUCAGACGGUGGUGGGAUUUGCAGCCUGAUAAUGAAAACAGCUCUCAGGCGUGUGCUGCUAUGCAAAGAGGGGGAUGGAGCGACUGGAACUGUGAUGCCGAAUUCAACUUUCUCUGUCAAAAUAUAACUGUGGUGACUUUGAGUCCGCAGCCUGAACCCAACACCGUCAGCCCAGCUGGGACUAGAAUGACAACAGUGAGGAUGAAGUUGCAGACUGACUCUGACCUCAAAGAUCCAAACGUCAGACAUAAAGUCCUGCAGCAGUUUGAGGCAGCUCUUAACAUGCAGGGCAUCACUGACGUCAAACUGCACUGGAGGAAUUUAAAGGCAGAGCCACAAACCAAGAGAGAGAUGCAUGUGGAAAAGGAAUAA
This is a messenger RNA of Plectropomus leopardus (leopard coralgrouper), 1213 nucleotides long. NCBI's taxonomy places the organism in Eukaryota, Metazoa, Chordata, Actinopteri, Perciformes, Serranidae. The record is from RefSeq and is a predicted model, not a curated record.